GAAUGCAAAGCACACAUCAAACACAAUUACAACUCUCAGAAGCUGAACUUUCCGCGUUGGGUCGCAACCUCCCCCAGAUAUUAAUUCUUCAAGAUUCCCUUAAAUAACCCAAACCAUCCUCUGUUCUCACAAUCAUCAUCUCCUUCAAUUCCUCCCCAAACCACCGCAAAAUGGAUCCCCAAAGCGAACAAACCACCCGGGUCGAACCCGAACCCGAUAUCUUCAUCCACACCUCCGAUGGAACCCGCAUUCCAGCACACUCAAACAUUCUGGCUUCUAUGUCACCGGUUUUGGAAAGUAUGAUAGACCGGCCGCGAAAACACCGGAGCUCCGAACGAAUAAUCCAAAUCCACGGCGUCCCCGGCGACGCCGUAACCGCAUUCCUCACCUUCCUCUACUCCCGGCGCUGCACGGAGGACGAGAUGGAUCGCUACGGCAUGCACCUGCUUGCUCUCUCGCACGUCUACAUGGUGCCGCACCUCAAACAGAGAUGCACGAAAGGCCUAUCGCAGCGCGUGAACACAGAAAACGUGGUGGACAUGCUCCAACUGGCGCGUCUCUGCGACGCGCCGGAUCUCCACCUCCGCUGCAUGAACCACCUCACAAGAAACUUCAAAACGGUGGAGGAAACCGAAGGGUGGAGGUUUUUGACGAAACACGAUCCGUGGUUGGAACUCGAGGUGCUGCGGUUCAUGGACGAGAGCGAGACGAGGAGGGAGAAGUCGCGGCGGAGCAGGGAGGUGCAGGGGCUGUACGCGCAGCUGAGCGAGGCGAUGGAGUGUUUGGAUCACAUUUGCACGGAAGGGUGCACCCUUGUGGGGCCACACCAUGUGGAGGUUGAUAGAAAGAGUGGGCCAUGUAACAAGUUCGCCACGUGUCAGGGUGUGCAGCAGUUGAUUCGGCACUAUGCCACGUGUACGAAGAGGAUGGGUGGUGGGUGCUUGCGGUGCAAGCGAAUGUGGCAGCUUUUCCGCCUCCAUUCCUAUGGUUGUGAACACGCUGAUUCCUGCAACGUUCCUCUUUGCAGGCAAUUUCAAUACAGAAUGCAGACAGAGAAAAUGAAAAAUGAUGAAAGGUGGAGACUACUAGCGAGGAAAGUGGCCUCAGCCAAAAUCAUGUUUUCCUUGUCUCUUUCAAAAAGGAAGCGGAAUGAGGAAACCAGAGUGUCGAUGAACAAUCCAGGGAUCAGAAGCUUCAAAUUACAAUGAGUCUUGUGAUUAUCUAAAGGACGAUUUGUUUCUUAUUGCUAGGGCCCUUUCCUUGAGGAUAAUAUUCUGUUGUUUUUUGGGGAAGUCGGAGGAUUUUGGAUAGUGUGAAAUUGAGCAUUAGCUUGUAAUUGUAGAUGCUGUUUAUUUGUUAUAGAUAUGAGCAAAUUGGACCUCAAUUUGCAUUGUCAUCUAUUGUAGAUAUAAGCAAAUUGAACCUCAUUUUGCAUUGUCAUAAGUUUUGAACAACAUUAGUUAAGCUAGUAAUAAAUUUGAUUAUUACUAUUUGUGUAAAA
Messenger RNA from Lotus japonicus, 1501 nucleotides. RefSeq names its product BTB/POZ and TAZ domain-containing protein 1-like. Gene Ontology annotation, molecular function: protein binding. The coding region runs from base 171 to 1208 and encodes 345 amino acids. Gene Ontology annotation, cellular component: nucleus. NCBI's taxonomy places the organism in Eukaryota, Viridiplantae, Streptophyta, Magnoliopsida, Fabales, Fabaceae. The record is from RefSeq and is a predicted model, not a curated record. The transcript has 3 exons.